Messenger RNA from Oncorhynchus keta (chum salmon), 3168 nucleotides. It is a transcript of the gene rmdn3, whose product is annotated as regulator of microtubule dynamics 3. Gene Ontology annotation, molecular function: microtubule binding. NCBI's taxonomy places the organism in Eukaryota, Metazoa, Chordata, Actinopteri, Salmoniformes, Salmonidae. The transcript has 12 exons. Bases 856 to 2337 code for a protein of 493 amino acids. The record is from RefSeq and is a predicted model, not a curated record. Gene Ontology annotation, cellular component: spindle microtubule; mitotic spindle pole; cytoplasm.
ACAAAUGUUACACUGGAAAAGUAGCCUACAUGAUAAAUACAAAAAUUAUUAUUGACUUGCAAGAACCUUGCCUAUCAUAAAACCGAUGUUUGGUGAUGAUAAUUUAAAUAGCUGGGAAACAUAAUUUUGUCGCAAAAUAAAUCUCCCAAAGACCUUUAGUAACGUUUAUGGAAACAUAGUUUCUCGACGGAAUUAUUCAUAUGUGACACGUUUCAUGGAGUCCGGCAUUUUUAUCUUCCCCCUCCGCACAGAUCGAAAUGCAAGCGAAUGUGGCAUUUUAAGGUUACUGUUCUUACAUUAUACCAAUUAAACGUAUCUUAUCAGCAGGCGGGAAUAGAGUAGGUAGCUAGCUGAGAUAAUUUAAGAGCAUUUUCCUGAAACGAUUGCGAGUCGUCACACUGUCAGUAGUACCACGAUGCGAGCGUCUUGAUUUGACAGCUAGAACCGAGGGUGACGAUAUUAAUCGUUCCUAACUUGCUAACAUUUCUUGCUAGCAAAGCUUUAUUUUAUUUAUAGCAAAUGCUAAAUAUUGAUUAACAAAGCUAAAGAUGUCAGAUAGCUUGGCGUUAUUGAUUGCAAGAUAGCUAGCUAACCUUAAAAUUCAACGUUUAUUUCACUCUAUCUAUGCUAGUAAGCUAGCUAGCUGUCAGAUCAUUUCGAAAGCAAAAGUGGCUAAGGUUAUCAAUAUCGCUACCAUGAGGGUUUUCGUGACGGACAGAAAGUUAUUGCCAGUUACCCUAUAAGUAAUUUAUCUAGCUAGCUAGCUAGAAAUGUAUCAAUAGACCAAGGCAAUUAUCAAACAAAAAGCUAAAUAAGAUAUCUAAAGAAGUUGAUAAGGUCCCAAUUUGGCAGAACAUGAAGCCGUUAGGGAGAAAUUGGAUGAUAGGACUGGGUGUCGGAGCCACCGCGGGUGUAGGCUUGAUUACAUUAAUAAUCUACAAAGAAAUUAGUAGAAGAAGAUCUCAAACAUUAUUACUCCACACUAACCCCCCUGAGUAUUUGAUAGACAGCCCAGAUGGAACAGCCCUUCAGAUUGAGUCACUUGAACAAGAGGUGGUGGCCCAGCAGCAGGCCCUGGAGGCGGUGGUGCAGGGGUUGUCCCCUGAGCAGGUGGAGCUGAGGAACCAACUGGAUGAGGUGCUGACCUGUGUGUCUUCCCUCCGCUUCGAGGUGGCUGAGCUCAGGACUGGCCUGCAGGACAUCGCCCAGCAGAUUAUCCAGGAUGUCAAGAAGGGUGUUGAGGAUAGCCAGAGGGCACGCAGACGCCGCCACAUCAUCAGCCAUCGGGAACGCACCGACUCCAUGAGCUCCAGCUCCAUCUAUUUCUCUGCCAGUCAAGGCGUGUAUGGAGGAGAGACCAGCGAGGGAGGGUACUCCACCGCCAACGCUGAGUCGGACUACACGGAUCGGGACACGGAUCGGGAGACCGACAAGGAGGCAGAAAGAGAGCCGGAGGAGGAUUCCGAUGAGGACAAGAGCUGUGCCACGACCAUCACUCUACGCCAGGAGGACUCCCAGGAGGAGGGAGAGGAACCACAGGAGGAAGAUGAAGAUGACGAUGAGGAGGAGAUGUUGGAGGUGAUGGCUGAAGUGCCAAGUGGGGAGUUGGCAUUACUCCUGGCCCAGAGUGAUAUCCUUCAUACGGGUGACGCUAGGCUGAAGGCAGAGGGCUUCCAUCUGCUCCUUGCCAACAAGCUACAGUAUGGCGACAGCAGGGAGUUUCUAUGGCGCCUGGCCCGUGCCUACAGUGACAUGUAUGAUUCUACCGAGGACAAGCAGGAGAAGAAGUCUUAUGCAGAACAAGGUCGGGAAGAAGCAGAGUUUGCACUAAAGAAGAAUGGCCUGAAUGCGGAAUGUCACAAGUGGUUUGCUGUUCUCACAGGCCUUACCUCCCAAUAUGAGACUAUGCAUAGCAAACUGAAAAGCAGUCACAUUCUAAAGGAGCAUUUAGACCGAGCGAUUGCCCUUAGGGACGAUGACCCACUGUGUUUCUACCUUUUGGGGCGCUGGUGUUAUGAGGUUUCCACUCUUGGCUGGCUGGAGAGGAAGGCGGCAGCUGCCUUGUAUGACAAACCACCAACAUCUACUCUCGACGACGCCCUUGGAAACUUCCUCAAGGCAGAGGAGCUGAACCCAGGAUUCUCCAAGACAGUGAGACUUUACAUCGCCAAGUGUCACAAGGAGCUGGGGAAUGUGUCAGAGGCCAAAAACUGGGCCCUGUUGGCAUUGAAGAUGCCUAGUGGCUCCAGUGAGGAGGAUAGUGCCAAGUUGGAGGCAGAGCUGGGAGCCUUGAUUGACAAAGUGACUGAGCUCUCUCUUGACGGUGGGGACAAAUAGGGCAGGACACAGCAGUUGCCACUGGAUGGCCAUUGGCAAACUAGUCCGCUCAUCACAGGCCACCCAAGUAGUAGAAACGUCUACCGACAACUGUCUCUCCUCAGUACGCCAAGUAGAUAUUCAACUUCCUAUGUCACUGAAUCGAUAUGGAGUGAGUUAUUUAUAUUGCAGUCACAUGACCUCUCAAUUGGAGUAAGUACCUUUUUUCAGAAUGAUCUUUGCCUUUCACUUCACUUACUAUGCUAUGUUUUCAAAGCACUUUCAUCUAACCGGUACUACUGUAAUUUAGCAUGUUUGUUUCUUGCUAGUGUUGACCAAAUGUGUGCAUUGUGUGGAGAGUAACUUAGAUCGGGACUAAUUCCCCUGUACAAACAUAAGCCCUACCGUUGUUUAGAUGGUGUUGUGAUAAAUGUUAACAACCUAUCCUAAAUGUCAAAUCAAAUUGGAUCAAAACAUGUCCCCCUUUAGCCUCACAGCUCCUAUAGAUAGCAAGAUUAGUAUUAUUAAAGAUUUAGUGCGUAAUGUUUCAAUGACCUAAGCACAAGUCCAGUCUUAAGUCCAUGUAAUAGCUUUUUAGAAGCAUGGACCCUUAGGUUGUCUACUUUAUUUAAUUCCAGAGUUAUGCUGCCUUUGAUUUGUUUGAGAAAAUGUUUACCUUUUGAUUAUUUAUUUGUUUGUUAAAGAUAACGUUUACUUGGCAUUUAUAUUCCUCCAUUUGCUGGUUUCAAUAGGGCAAGUUAUUGCUUAACAUUCAUAUACACAUUCCUGUAAGUGAGAAUGUGUUCAGUCAACUUACCUGGUAAAAUAAAGUCCUUUAAUCUUUCACUGUGA